This is a messenger RNA of Rotaria sp. Silwood1, 1305 nucleotides long. The record is from the annotation of a GenBank genome assembly. Lineage: Eukaryota; Metazoa; Rotifera; Eurotatoria; Philodinida; Philodinidae.
AUGGCUACUAGCAAAAGUCAAUCGUCCGAAGUAUCUACCUCAAAGAACAAAACAAUCAGUGAGCCAACUACUCCUAAUCUUGAAUCAUUCACAUGUUUAUGGCUGGAUCAAAAUGUUGAUUCGACACAGGACAAUCGAGAUACUCAACAAGAACUUCGUAAAAUCAUCAAUCAUCUUCGAACAUUUGAUAAUAGUGAUCAAUGUGAACAGUACAUUCGAAAGAUCACUCAAGAAAAGGUUAUUCUUAUUGUAUCAGGUUCAUUAGGUCGACAAGUCGUACCUCGACUUCAUGAUCUUCCACAAUUUUCUGCAUGCUAUGUCUUUUGUCAAGAUAAGAAAGCCAAUGAACAAUGGGCUAAUAAAUAUUCCAAAAUCAAUGGAGUUUUUGUUGAACGUGCUAAACUCGUUGCUCAAAUUUCUAAAGAUCAAAUCGUUCGAGCCAAAGUGGAAGAUGGUACUUAUAUAUCAGUAAUUACUUCUUGUUCUAAAUCUCUUCAAGCUCGUAAUGCUAUUUUUAUGUGGUUCCAGUUAUUUAUUGAGGUUCUUCUUCGUAUGCAUCACAAGUUUAGUGAUCGUAAAGAACUUAUUGAUAUUUGUAAGAAGAGUUACAAGAAUAACUAUGAAGAAAUGAAAAUCAUUGAUGAAUUUGACAAGAACUAUAAGCCAGAAAAUGCAGUUUGGUGGUAUACACGAGAAUCAUGUUUUUAUCGAAUAGUGAAUAAAGCGUUACGUGUUCAAGAUUUUGACAUGUUAUUUGCUCUUAGAUUUUUCAUCACGGAUAUCGCCAAGCAAAUUAGAAAUGAAUAUGAGGAGUUUAUUCAUAUAAGUGAAACUCGAAAUAGUAUUCGAGUAUAUCGUGGUCAAAUAAUUGGAAAUGAUGAACUUGAAUUGAUGAAGAAUAAUAUUGGUCAGUUCCUUUCGAUGAAUUCAUUUUUAUCGACUAGUCGUAAUCUAUCGACUGCUCUUCAUUUUGCUCGACUAACUCCAGUUAUUGAUGGUAUUCAACGCAUUAUCUUUGAAAUUGAAAUCAAUCCACGUUUACAAACGAAGGCUUUUGCUGAUAUUACUAAAACAAGUUAUUUUCAACAUGAAGAUGAAGUAUUUAUCAUGCUUGGUGCAUUAUUUCGGAUCGAAACAGUCAUGGAAGAUAAAAACGAUCGAGUAUGGGUAGCCCAUGUGUCUCUAGCAAGCGAGGAUGACUUUCAUUUAAAAGAGACAUUUGCUCAUAUGAAAGACACUAUUGGUGACGAUACUGAUCUGGAUACUCUCGUAUAUGUUGAAGAACAAACACAAUUUCAUGAUUAA